GCGCGAGGAGCUGACGUCGGGGGAAAUGAAACGAGCGCUGAGGCGGAGCUGCUUCACAGAAUGGACGCGGACGAGCAGCCGACACGGACUUAACCCACUUCACUGAGCAGGAUACUGAACCCACUGCCCCCUUCCCCCCCGAACAUUGCCCGCACACAACAUCGAGGUCCGGCUGUGUGGUUGCUUUUCUCCUAGUGCCCUCGUAUGGACGAUGAGGAGGAUGAUGUCUUUGAGCCAGACCCCCACUGCUGGCGCACCCCGUUCGGGGAUAUAAAGUGUGAAGACCGGGGCACACAGACACCUGGCCCGGCCCUGGCACUGCACAACGGCAUGCUGCCGUGUGGAGUCGCAGAGGAGCCCAGACCACUCUUCUACGGCAACGCAGGUUUUCGAUUGCACUUCCCGGCACACUUUGAGCUUUUUGGGGAUCAGGAAGCGAGGCGGCAAGAAAGCCAAGAGGAGCGAAACGGGAUGGAGCAGCUUCCCCGGCAGCAGCAGCCUGUGGCGCACAGUGUGGAGGCCUGCAUAGGCCAGAAACUCCAGCUGAUAGGAGACCAGUUUCACCGGGAACACCUACAACUGUAUCAUCGAAACCAAAGGAAUCAGGGGCCGCUGUGGUGGCGCCUGGCCGCGGCUCUGCUCAGCCUUCUGUUUGACAGGGGGCUCAUCGCCGGAGGAGGUGGAGCAGGACGGAGGUGAGGGGAUGUCUUCCUCUUGCGUCCCUUUACCUCAUCUCUAUGAGGAACUGGACUCCUAAUGGCACUGUCGAAUCUAACACGGGUCUGUUUUUUGGUGGGGCGAAAGAAAGGAGACAAAAGGUCACCGCGGGACGGAGACAACCAACUUUUAUAAAAAAAAAAGGUUGUGUAAUUUUUUUUCUUUCCAAGAAGAUGCCAUGAUUCUCCGAGAUUCCUCUACAGGACAAUGUUCAUAUUUUCAUAUACGUGUGGCGUAUUGGUUUUGUACAGUACAUCGUUCUUGUUAAAUUUUUUGCACUUCAACAUGUAUCCAUCUUAAAUGACCUCCACAGACCCUGGGAAUGCCUUAUUCAAUGUCUUCUGCCAGAAAGAGUAUUGAGCAAUUAUGACAGGCGAGAUGAGGUGGUUAGGAAAUGUGGUGUGAGGUUUCUUUUUUUCUUUCUUUUUCGAAGAUUCCCAGGUGAUCAGUCAAGUUGAUUUACUAAUUUUCCAAAGAGGCAACUUCUCAGAACAAAGCAUUUUGCACCCCACCUCAAUGGAACAUUUUCUCUUUUAAUUUUCUUUACUUUUUUCUCUGUUUUCUUUGUCCCCCAUCCACUUCAGUGUGCCUUUGAAUAUCAUCCCUCAGUAACCUUCAAAACAUUGGGAACAAAGGAAAGUUUACGCACGUGACUAAGUCAGCACACCAGUAACUGUGAUCUAAAUAAUAUGUUCAGAGGGAGAACUCAUUAGUCAUCUGCCACAUGUCAAACCAUUAGGUCAUUAUGUUUUAAAUGGCUCGCAAAGUUUCGGGGCGGAGUGUCGAACAACAUCACCCACUGGUCUAACAAGACUGGUGACUGCCAGCAAACCUGUCCACAACAACAGACUCAAAGGAAAGACUGGUUGAUGCUGUUAUCACAAUUAGGAAACAGUGGUGGAAAGUAACUGAGUUCACUUUUGAGGUAGAUGUACUUUACUUGAGGAUUUCCAUAUUAUACUACUUUAAACUUUCACUACUUUUUAGUAUAAGUAGUGCUUGUUUCACAGCUUUAGUUCCUAGCUGGUAUUAAUAUGAAGAUUUGACACAAUGAAUAAUAUAACAUUUAAAAUAAAACACAUUUUUUAACGUUAAACUGCAUUUUUGCUUCAGAAGUCUUUUUAAAAAGGUCGAUGUGUUGUCACAUUUCAGUAAUUUUUUCAUUUCAAGAUAUGUUCAAAUGAUCAGAUAACUCACCAAAAUAAGAUACAAAUUAAAAAGUAAAAGUAAAAAAUAAGAUACUUUUAUGCUACUUCUUGUAGCUUCUUGUUGAGAUGUUUGACUUUUAGAUUGAUCCAGUGACCCUGUUUAUAAAACUGUACAUAAAGCUACACCAGUAACAUGCUGCUUCAAUAUUAAUACUGUAAUGAUAUCAAACAACAUAAUAGGGACCAAAACCACCACUUUUACUUAAAUACUUUAAAUACACUGUGCUGCUUAUACUGUUGCUUUUGUAUUUUUACUUAAGUAGGAUUUAUCAUGCAGGACUUUGACUCUUAAUGGAGAAUUCUCUCCAUUAUUGAAUUGUAUCUAAGUAAAGUAUCUGAAUACUUCUUCCACCGCUGAGGACUAAUGAUACUGCAAACAAAUAUAUUAAGUACAAAACCUGUGGUUAGCUGUAAUUAAUAGGUUUUACAUUCAUUUAUAAGAACUUUGAACAGUAACAAACAACCCAAUACUGAAUAAUAAAAGUUAAUGAGCCGAUGAAAUCUCUGUUAAUUAAUUUCUUUUAAUGAGCUUUAUUUACCAGUUGGGACCAUGCUAAUAUUAGACUUUGUUGCCAUUUUAUUCCCGUAGGAAUCAGACAUUAUUGAUUUGGUUUUCACAUUGAUACCCGGUUUUCAAUGGGUGUUUGUUACUGUACAAUGCAGGGGUCACUUUGCCAGUUCAUUUAAUGCAUAUUACUUAGCUAUCUGUUAUUUAGUGCACUGAACACAUAUUUAGAUUAAAGUUGAGGUGUGCUGUCUUUUUCGUGCGAAAAACUUUUGAAGCACUGUGCAUUAAAUUAUAAUAUUAGAGGAAUUAUUUGCUUAAGCAAAGUAACAUUUGCUUUCCCCAAAAUAACACAACCGAGAUAUUUUGACCAAGUCUGCCUUCAAGAUUUUUUUCCCCCCUUUAGUUUUAGUUGUGUUCUUUUCAUGUGAUUGUUUUCAGACCUCCAUGCCCUUGAAGUGGAGCUGUGGAUCCACUGUUUUUGCACUAGACUUUUCACCCUUCAAGAGCUCAGAUUGUUACCAGGCUAACCUCUGUCUUGUAUGAAGGUUUUUUCAGUUACGACUCGUCUUCAUGCCACAACAUUUCAGACGUACUCAUUGGCAUGUCCAAUCCAUCUCGAGACCUAACUGAACACAGUCUGGAAUCUGGAUUGGACUCAGAAAGUUCAUGCACCAACCCUUUCGGGCUACAACAGCGCCACGUGCCUCGGUUGAAAGGUUUUCUAAGUUCAGGGUUGCUUUACACAGCCUGUGCGUGUUCUGAACACCAAACAAUGCUCCAUAAUCAAUCUGUGAAACAGAAUCUCCCCCCUCAGGCUACCUGUACAGGCUUUUUACAUCAUGUAAUAUCCUGACGGGUGAUCUUAUAUUGUGUUUGGUGCUUAGAUCCAGAUUUGGGACAUUUUCUUUUAAUAUACUCAGUAUAACCACCACUGACUCAGCAGACAAACAGUCUCUGAAAUGAAACAAAAGUGAAAAAGACUGUAAUUAUUGUUGAAUUAUGAAUAUGUUUAAAGACACUGUUGAAGAUGCUGUUUGUUGUAUGUUUUCCAUUGCUGAACCCUGGCCAAUGUUUGGACCCAAGGAGCAGUACAUAUCAGGGGUCUGUCAUUACUUGCUCCUUACAAUGUGUCAAGUUUAUCACUGCAUAAUUAGGGUUUCCUCUCAUUUUCUUAAAGAUGUCUCAGGGACAGACUUUGUGGGCUACUGGUAACCUUGAGAAUCUGUUACACGUUUGGAAGGAGAGCUGCGUUUUCACCCGUUUAUUUAUGACGAAACCUCCCGGCCGUUUCGUCAACCCUUCAUUUCAUUUCAGUUUAAAAUGUCCUCGUGAGCGAUUUCGCAGCACACACAUAUACAAGGGUACAGUUUGACUGAGGAGUCUGAGGCUGACUUGCUGACUGUGGUGGUGACGGGGGGCUGCUGAGCAUGUAGUGAAUAGGCGUGUGAGGUGCACUGAAUGUGGUUGUGGUUAUAGUUUCCUGCGGAUCCUGAACGCUGAGCCAGUCCCCGUAGUUCCCCCGUCUCACCACUGGCUCUUGACUUCCUCGGUGCUGCUCCUUCAUCACAUGGGUGUUGUUCAUCGGCUCAUUUUACUUUGUAAUUUAUUUUCUUUUCUUUCUUAUUUAUUUGUUUGUAUAUCUGCCCAUUUCUACUGUAUACACUUGUGUGUGCAAUUACUUCAAAUUUUCUGCUGUUUUUUUUUUUUUUUAACUUUGGUCUCUGACUUGUAUGUGCUUCAUGUGAUAUGACCCCAAAAUCUACUUUUUUUUUGGAUACCCUUCCCGUGUAGGGUUAAGGCUGUAACAAGGUUGUAGUUUGACCAGCAGCUAUGGUCACUUUAGAUUCAUAUUGGUACUUUUGAAAAGCAUAGUACCCACAAUGCAUUUACAAUGACCAUAGCUGACAACAUCAAGCCUCUUACAGUCAACUUUCAAGCUUGCAGGCCUGCAGAGUGUUGGACAAGCUGCUUUCAGACAUGCACUGAAGUCAGAAGGUUUUCCUGAAAUUUUUCCUGGAGGGGCUGCAUGGGAGAAUGUGUCCAGUUGCUCUGGACAUUUUCCUCCCACCAGCCCCCCCAACUAAAAUUUCAGGAAAAUGUCAGAGUGAGCCCGUGUAAGAAUACAACAGGAAAUAUCUGGAAAAUUUACAAUAAGAGAGAAAACUGGAACAGUAGAAAUAUCUCAGGAUGAAAAAGAGGGGCCAUACACAUAAAAGACGUAGACAAAGAUUUCUUAAUUUGACAAUGACAUUUGAGAGCUUUUGGCGAUGCAGGCCUGUGCUGUUGUCGUGAUGUAAAAAAAAUCCAAUCACAUCAUCCGUGCUCUAUCCAGGCGCCACCCCUCGCCUGAACGUUUUGGAAAUGUUCCUGUUGUUGUUAACACAUCUGACUCAGACAAGGCAAACGAUGGAAAAUAACCGGACCUGAUUUUCUGUACAUUUUCUGUAAAUGUCACGUCUGAAAGCAGCUAUAUUCAACGUAAGAAAAAGACGAUUUUGGGUUCAGUAUUAUGAUUUCCCGGGGAUGAGCCCAACUAAUUCAGCCCUUUUGUCAUCAUCUCCCACAGCUCGAUUCACCAGUCGUCAUGGUCACAUUCACAAUAUGUUGUUUAGAAAAGCAGCAGCAUCAACACAGUUUAACCUCUGAAUGAGUCAUUCACCCCUCCCACCCACUGAUAGUGACACAGAUGUCAUUGGAAGUGCUUCCAAACACACAUGUAAAAAAAGGUUGCCUUCAUAUUCCUCUCAAGUCACAGGGCGUUAAUGUUUGUGUUCGAUUCUUUAAAUCUUGAUCAUUGUGUUGUAAUCAACAUGCACUGGAAAGUACUUUGUAUCUAGAGAUCCCAUGGGUCCCUUAUCUGUCGUGUGUUAAUGUAUAGUAUACACUCUGGAUUGUUUUCUUGGGCUAAUCUUGCCGUGUGUCAGCCGUCUAUCUGUGACCAAUGGGCUCAGGCCUGUUUGAUCUUAUUGGAAAGGGAUACAAGCCACCGUGGUGCCCUGUAUAAUGUUGUUCGGAUGAGGUUCCCAAACUGCACUCACCACAUGACAUGUGAGUGUGGGGAAUCCCUAGAGUGGGAUAUGUAUUUUAUGGAAACCGCAGUGUCUUGAAUUUUGUAGUCCACUUUAUAUAAAUUUGAAGUUUUUGAGGAAGGUUUUGAUUUUGAAAUUUUUUUUUUAAAUGGUAACAUUUCUUCUUCAUUGUCUUUCUUAACUUUUUUAAAAUGUAUUUUCUUAAGAAAAAAAAAAGGGUCUGCUUUUAUAAGAACAGUUCAUGCGUGUAAGAUGAUUUUUAAUAUGAGUAGAAUCCUUUUGAAGUUCACGAGAUCAAGGGCAUUUUUUAAUGAAAAAUGAACUUGCAACAUUCCUUGCACAUCUCAUUGCCGUGUAUAAACGAAGCCAAGCAAACCAAAAUAUUUCAUGGUUGUGGUUGAUUUGGCUCAGGAGCUUAUAGCUAUGAAAUGUCUGCCCUUCUUACAGAACAGAUAAUGUGUAAAUGUAUUUCUAAAAACCCUGGAAUAUGCCUUUAACUGCUCAGUUUCAGAAAAGUCUUGAUUAUCACACACUCUCUGUAUACCAAGAAAUGAGACCCAGCGAAAAUGUAGCAUUUUUGUAAACAUUGACUGUGUGUUGUCGAGACUCUACUGUGCACUCAUUUUUUUGUGUUUAUAUAUAUUUUUGGUUGUUGAUAUAAUAUGGAAGUAAAGACAAUUUGUUAUGUAGUGCAAUAUGCUGUACAUACGGAGCUUUGCUCUACAAAUCUUUUUUUCUCCUGGAUUUCUUGUUGUUUAUUGGUACUUUUUUCAAUAAAAUUUUAUUGAAGGUU
Hippoglossus stenolepis (Pacific halibut) is the source of this 6255-nucleotide messenger RNA. Its product is annotated as bcl-2-modifying factor. Bases 205 to 699 code for a protein of 164 amino acids. Gene Ontology annotation, biological process: apoptotic process; negative regulation of autophagy; positive regulation of apoptotic process. The record is from RefSeq and is a predicted model, not a curated record. The transcript is spliced from 4 exons. Gene Ontology annotation, cellular component: myosin complex. NCBI's taxonomy places the organism in Eukaryota, Metazoa, Chordata, Actinopteri, Pleuronectiformes, Pleuronectidae.